AUGCCUGAUGAGAAAUUUGAUGUGAUUGUCAUCGGAGCCGGAAUUUCUGGUUUGGCUGCAGCGAAAGUGCUUUCCAAAGAAGGUCUUAAAGUCGUGGUCUUAGAGGCAAGGAAGCGCCAUGGUGGCCGCAUUCACACAAUCUCCCUCCCACCCGGUUCAGGUUCGGCCACAGUGCCCAGCCUGCGGUGUCCGUUUGUGUUAGAUCUUGGCGCUAGUUACCUUCAUGGAUGCUGCAAUAAUCAGGAGAUUCAACCACUGUUUACACUUGCCAGUAGAAUCAAAAUGCUCACCAUCACCUGCCCAGGCGAUGUUCUGGGUCCCUAUCGUGGCUGGGAGUGUCCGGAAGUUGCUGUCUGGCGUGAUCCCAAAACAGGGGAAGAGAUCAAUACGUCAGAGGUAGCAGAAAUUAGCUUCCUUCUCGAUCGCUGUCUUCUACGUUCGCUGACCCUUACUGCUAAUGGUCGCCACAAAGGACUAGCGAAACGUUUGUCCUUGGAACCGGUAAUAGAGCAGUAA
Dibothriocephalus latus is the source of this 516-nucleotide messenger RNA. The record is from the annotation of a GenBank genome assembly. NCBI's taxonomy places the organism in Eukaryota, Metazoa, Platyhelminthes, Cestoda, Diphyllobothriidea, Diphyllobothriidae.